Molecule: messenger RNA, 1124 nt
Organism: Helicoverpa armigera (cotton bollworm)
Lineage: Eukaryota; Metazoa; Arthropoda; Insecta; Lepidoptera; Noctuidae
Gene: H2.0
Product: homeobox protein DBX1-B
Exons: 3
Coding region: 90-701 (203 amino acids)
Biological process (GO): regulation of DNA-templated transcription
Molecular function (GO): DNA-binding transcription factor activity, RNA polymerase II-specific; sequence-specific DNA binding
Source: RefSeq, a predicted model, not a curated record
CUGCGCUUGCGCCGAUAACAGAGGCGCGACGCUUGUCAGUUUUUCAGUUGCUUUCAUAACAGAAGGUUCGUUUGUGGAGUUAAGUGAGAAUGACUUCGUUGAAUGGUGACGUUACGUCUGUGACGAAGCUGAAGUUUAGUGUGGACAGUAUAUUGGGGAACAAUGAUGGUGAUCGGGCGAGUGGUGUGACGGAGGUGGGUCGGAGCCAGGAGCCCCCGUGCGCGGGGUGCGUGGCUGCGCUGUACCGCUGCUGCAGGGACGAGCCCCCGCUGCUGCAGCUGCCGUUGCCGCUUCCAUACUCGCAUUUACAUCCAGCGUUGAGGCCUACCACUGUAUACCGCCUCCCCCUCCCAUCAUCAUCACCGCCGCAGCCGUCAGCGCCCCGCUGUGACGUCACAUCUAGCGGCAAGAGAAAGCGCUCCUGGUCCCGAGCGGUCUUCAGCAACCUUCAACGCAAAGGCUUGGAGAGGCGGUUCCAGAUACAGAAGUAUAUCACGAAGCCGGAUCGGAGACAGCUGGCGGCCACGUUAGGACUUACUGAUGCUCAAGUAAAAGUGUGGUUUCAAAACCGUCGCAUGAAAUGGCGGCACACGAAAGAAGGUCGAGGUGGUAUAGCAGGCACUACGGGCUUACCUGGACGAGACCCAGAUUCCACCAAUGAUGACAAUGAAGAUAUUGACGUGGACACACUCAGUGAUUAGCUGGAACUAAGGACUGAAGAGUUUUAAUUGGAAAUAUUUUAUGAAUCAGUCUCAUGAGAUUUCUGUCCUCACUCGAACCAGCGUCGCUGCGUCUGUAAGAGGUUAUGAAAAGUCUCUUUGCCAGUGGAACAAAUCCUUAACAUAUAAGAUAUGAUGAAGGGUAUGAAACAAUGUUAUCUGAGUAAGGUGUUUUGUGCGAACGUUUCAUGGAAGAUUCAGUCGCAUCAAGUAAGUAUGUACUACGUGGGACACGGUGGUAUAACUAUAGUUUAUAGAUAUCCCAUCGGUAAAUAUAAUAGUGUUUCUUGACUAUUUUUACGAUAAGAAAUACUCAUUGUUACGAUCCUUUCUCUAUAACAAUAUCUAUAAGGCACUUAAUGAAUUAAGUACAAGCAAGAAUGUUCAAUAUCGAAAUGAUAUUUU